AUGAAAUUAAAAAUUAUAUAUAAUAUAUCAAUAUAUUUUUUUGUAAAUACAAUAUUAUAUAAAAAUGAUAAUUUAGCAUGUGGACAUUAUGUAAAUAAUAAUAAAAUAAUUACAAAAGAUAAUGAAGCAGAUAAUGAUAACGAUGAAUUAAUAAUAGAUAACUCAAAAAAGCCCUGUAAUGAAAAUACACCAGUUAAUGUGAAUUUUCCUCAUGAUAUGGAAAAUGCAAGUAUAUCUAAGGUUUUUAAUUUUGAUGAAAAUUUUCAUCAUGAUAUUUCAGAAGAGGUAGAAAAUACAGAAGAUGAAGGUCAAGAAUUAAAGAAAAUGUUAAACUAUUUAUGGAAUAUACCUAAUGAAAUAAUAAAUAGAAAAAACAAAGUUAUUGAAUAUAUAAGUGAGAAAUUAAAUAAAGUUAAAUUGUAUGUUUUCCCUUUUAAAAAAAAAAACAAAGAUCAAGAAAUAAAGGAAAAGAAUAUAGUAAGUGAAGUAAAAAACCCUCGUGUAGAAAUUAAGAGAACUGAAAAAUUAAUAAAUUCUCCUGAUGUUGAUAUAAAUGAGCAAAAACUAUUAAAACGUUAUAAUGAGAUGAAAGGUAAUAAUGAUAAUAUUGACAAAAUUGAUAAUAUUGAUAAUAAUGAUAAUAUUGACAAAAUUGAUAAAAAUGAUAAUAUUGACAAAAUUGAUAAUAAUGACAAAAUUGAUAAUAUUGACAAAAAUGAUAAUAAUGACAAAAAUGAUAAUAUUGACAAAAAUGUUAAUAUUGACAAAAAUGUUAAUAUUGACAAAAUUGAUAAUAUUCACAAAAAUGAUAAUAUUCACAAAAAUGAUAAUAAUGACAAAAUUGGUAUCCAUCAUAUGAUUAAUAAUAAAGUGAGAACAAAUAACGUUUCUCCAAAAAAAAAAAAAAAAAAAAUUAAUAAAAAUAUGAAUAAUAAUAACAAUGAAUAUGAAAAUUCAACAGAUUUAAAAAAUACAAAUAUGAUAGAUAAUAAAAAUAAAGAUUUAUUUAUAGGAAAUUCUGAUUUCUUUUGUCAUUUAAAUAAAAAUAAUGAUGAUCCAAUUAAUAUAAAAAAUUUAGUCAUGUGGCCAAUCGCCAGUAGAACAAUGAAUAAUCAAAAUGAAAUUACAUAUUUGGAAGAUGAAGAUGAUGAAGAAUAUGCUACUACUAAAUUUUUAAGAGCUCAUGAUAUACUUUUAAGUGUUGAUGAUCAUUUUCCUGUAGAAGAUUUAAAUAAUCUUAAAAGAUUUUUAUUAUACUUUAAAGAAAUAUCAAGACGAUUAACAAUUACUAAUAAUAAUUAUAAAAAUAUUUAUGAUGUAAGUAAACAUCUUAAAGCUUUUAAAUAUGUAGAAAAUAUACGUUUUACAUGUGUUACAAAUACAUAUGCAGAAUGUUUAUUAAAUUUUAUUUAUGCUCUUGAUUAUAUAAAAUAUAAUGUACCCUUAUAUUAUAAUAAGACUUAUUAUGUUCUAAGGAAAAUAUCAUUAGAAAUUAUUAAAGAAAUUGAAAAACUUACUAUGCUACUAGUAAGAUUAAAGCACGAAAAACUAUAUACAAAAUGUAAUAUGUAUUAUAAACAAUAUAUAGAAUUAGAAUCUAAUGUGAAAAAUACAAUUCUAGAAAAGGUUAAUGAAUUUCAAAGUAUUUUAAUACGUGAAUACCUGAGUUUUCAAAAAAAACUCAAUUAA
Molecule: messenger RNA, 1689 nt
Organism: Plasmodium falciparum 3D7
Lineage: Eukaryota; Apicomplexa; Aconoidasida; Haemosporida; Plasmodiidae
Source: RefSeq, a predicted model, not a curated record